GGAGAUCGUUGCUACGUGACGCCUGUUGAUAUCCAGGAAGACGCUGGCCUAGCCGUAGCAACGGGGAAAGAAAUGGACGAUAGCUUUCAGCUCGGAAAUGCUGGAGCGGUAAAAAAUGUUGCAAAAUCCGGACGAAGGGCUCGACUUACCGCAGACCAAUCAUCGUUUGAGGAAUCUCGUUACGUAAGGAAGUCCUCCACCUCCACUUCAUUGGGAGAGGAUGAUGACGAGGGCCCCCCUCCUAAACCAGCCCGGAGGCAGGGCGGCUGGGCAGAAGAAAGCUCUGGGUCCAGUUCUGCCAAAUCUUCAAGAAGACCUGCAGCUGAGGAUCUGGAAGACCGUCGCCUGCGACCACAAACUCCCCAGGGAUCAGAUGAUGAAGGAGAUAUUCCAGUGAUUCCAGACCUCGAUGAGGUGCAGGAAGAGGAUCUCACCAUGCAAGUUGCCGCUCCACCGAGCGUUCAGGUGAACCGGGUAAUGACCUACAGAGAUCUGGACAAUGAUCUGAAGUAUUACUCUGCGUUCCAGACCCUAGAUGGAGAGAUUGACUUGAAGCUCCUCACCAAGGUUUUAGCCCCAGAGCAGGAGGUGAAAGAGGAAGAUGUGAGCUGGGACUGGGAUCAUCUGUUUACAGAGGUGUCCUCAGAGCUGCUGAUGGAAUGGGAUCAAGGAGAGAGUGAGGAGCACGCUGCAUAGCCAGUAACAUGAGCAGGAGGUUUGGACCGAGACUUUAGAUGGCUCCAGUGGGAACUGGCUGAAUGUCCAUUACACAGAAGGGCCAGUGACUUUGGUUAUAUUAACUUUAAUUACUGUUUGUUAUCCAGAAUUUAUAUUUUGUAAUGUGUAUAUACAGCAUUUCUUGCAUUUUCUAAAUAAAGUUCACUGCGCAGUGAGCAGUGCAGUGUUGUCUUA
Messenger RNA from Thunnus maccoyii (southern bluefin tuna), 912 nucleotides. RefSeq names its product intraflagellar transport protein 43 homolog A (gene ift43). Gene Ontology annotation, biological process: intraciliary retrograde transport. The record is from RefSeq and is a predicted model, not a curated record. Bases 73 to 696 code for a protein of 207 amino acids. Lineage: Eukaryota; Metazoa; Chordata; Actinopteri; Scombriformes; Scombridae. Gene Ontology annotation, cellular component: intraciliary transport particle A; cilium. The transcript is spliced from 10 exons.